Molecule: messenger RNA, 3474 nt
Organism: Prorocentrum cordatum
Lineage: Eukaryota; Dinophyceae; Prorocentrales; Prorocentraceae
Source: the annotation of a GenBank genome assembly
AAGGCGAUAGGUGGAAGGAGCAGUCCAGUGGAGAUUAUCGACAGAGUUGGAUACGAGAUCCCUGGCAAGACGAGAAGCCGAAGUCCACGCCGGGUCAAUGGGAGGAGGACCCGUGGGGUGCAUACGGCUCCAGCCUGUCCGCCUGGUGGCAACAAGACAACGGCAAGCGGGGGGACUUCAGCGACCCAGAGCCCUGGAUGGGCUGGCCAGACUACCGACUAUGGAAGCGGAAGAUACUCAGGUGGGAGAAGGCCACGGACGUUGUGCCCGGCAAGCGGGCAGACAGGGUACUCAAGAUGUUAGACACGGAGUUGCAGAGGAAGCUGGAGUGCAUCACCGACGCCCAGCUCGCCAGCUCGCUCGGUGUCCAGUGCGUCUUGAAGCAGCUGGACCUUCUCUCGGGGGAGCGCCACGACGACGAGCGUCGGCGGACCGCCAGGGAGUGCCUGUUCCAGUACCAGCGGAAGAACGCGGAGACACUGACCUCCUUCGCGUCCCGACUGGACCAUCAGUUCGACAGGAUCGCCGCUCAAGGGCUCGAGAUGCCUGACGAGUGGAAGGCCCUCUUCCUAGAAGAGGGCGCAGGGCGGGAUGACGCCAGCUCGCGACUCAUCAGAGUUCUGACCAAGGGCGACACGUCCUACUCGUCGACGCUGGCGGCUAUCAGGGAGCUGGACAUCAGCAAGAAGGAGACGAUGACCGGCACUCGUCGCAACCUGGUAGCCCACGUCGAAGGACACGACGCUCCGACGCCACCGACGUCAUUCCCGGUGGAUGUUCAGGAGGAUCUGCUUAGUGUGGAAGACGUCUCAUCGCUCGACACAGACGCGGAGUACGCGCUCCUGGACGUCAUCGAGCAGAAGGGCCUGGGCGAGGCGGACGUACCAAUCGUUCUGGCAACGACGCAGGCUGAUCGCAGGAAGACCUGGCGCCAGAACCGAGAGCUGAAGAGGAAACUCAAGACCGACAGGAGGUACUUCCAGCGCAGCGCUCCAGGUCAGAGUUCCGGAGACAAGCCCCGGAGAGCGGACGGCCACUACAGCGCUCGCGGCCAUCAGCGAGACCGCAAGACGAGGCUCCCUCUCUCCGAGAUUAUCAAGCGCUCGAAGUGCCGAAUCUGUCAGCAAAAGGGGCACUGGGGCGAUGAGUGCCCUAACAAGAGCAACACGGCCGCCAGUCAGAGGCAGGCGGGGGCCCAGCGACAGCAGGCGAGCCCUCCGGUCACUGGCUUCUGCUACCCCAAUGCCCAGGAGGAUGCCUUCCUCAUGGACGUGCCGAUGCCGCUGAGCACGAAGGAGACAGCGAUCGUGGCCGGUCGCAGCAUCGACACCUGUCUACAGCGAGACGUGAUCCUACAGGCGACAAAGGGCGGCAGUCCGGGCGGGCUGCGCGUCCCGCCAGGCGCCGCGGUUCUCGACGCGGCAGCUGGGCAGGGCCUGGUCGGCAAGAGGAACCUCGCGGAGCUCGAUGGCCACCUUCGGCAGAUGGGCUACGCGGUGGUGCAUGUCGCGGCUCGCCACGCCUCAGCAGGUGGUGUCGGUGGCAAGACGGACGUGCUGUCGACAGCAUUGAUUCCGAUGGGCAUCGAGGAGGCCCACGGAGUGCUCGAGGUUGAUGUGAUUGAGAAGGAUAUUCCUUUGCUGUUUCCAGUCUUCUUGCUCGCGACCUUGGGCGCAGUUGUAGAUUUGCCCAGGAAAGAGGUGUUCUUCUCGAAGCUGGGUCGGACCACGAAGGACCAGUUGACACUCGAUCAGUGGUUGUCCGCCCUGUCCGAGAGGGAUGCCUGCGUCAGGGACUCCGGGUCCAACAUGCACGGCAAGUGGUGGGCAUGCGAGAGGUGCGGGCAGCCGAUCGCAUACAGGGACCAGCAGCAGCUGAAAGCCCUGGGUCGUCUACCAAAGCGUGUCAGCCUGAUUCUCAACUUCACCAUCGCCGAGGUGAUCCCCGAUCCGAGGCCGCAAUCACAAUGGGAAAACAGUCCCUCUACGAAGGAUCGUCUGGUCAAGCCAAGCCCGGUGCACGGGGAGAAUCGGGUGGGCUACAGCCGCGCGGUCGCCGACCCGUCCAAGGAGGUGAGCGAGGAGACGCCCAUGGAGGAGGAGCAGCUUCCGCUGGCCCAGCCGCGCCUGGUGCGGCACGUGCAGGAGAGGUCGGCACGGCGCGCGGCGGAGGGCCCGGCUCAGCACAACCCGAGGGGGGAGAGGGAGAGCCUUUCCGCGCUGAUGAAGGAGCAGAUCGAGCAGAUCAACACGCUGAAGGCCCAGCAGCAGAACACCGACCAGAUGAUGAUGGAGAGUCGCCAGGCGAUGGAGCGCAUGACGAGUGUUCUGCAGCAGCAGGGGCAGGCCAUUCAGAACCUGGACAAGUCCAAGUGGGAGGUGAUCCAGGAGGAUCGGGGGCUCAAGAAGGCGUUGAGUUGGGAUCUUGAUACGGGCUGGAAUUUCAUGGAUCCAGGGGACCGUAGAAAAGCUUUAUCGCAGAUCGAGGAAGUUGAGCCCUGGUUCGUGGCCCUCGAGCCACCGUGCAAUGCCUUUAGUCAGAUUCUCGCCAUAGCUACCAAGGUCUCCUUCCCCAUCGAGGACACCGCAGACGGGGGCUAUCCGAUGGGAACGGGCAGAGAGGGAGGGGGGGACGAUGUCGAAGAUACUGAGACGGCUGACGCCGAUGUUGCGGAUCCCGCCGACAAGCCCCUGGAAAUCACGGCUCGGAUCAAGGAGAUGAUCGAGCGAGUCCAUGUGAACCUCGGGCACCCCAGGAAUGAAGUUUUUACCCAGGUUUUGCGAGCGGCCCAGGCGAGGCCAGAGGUUCUUCAGUGGGUCCGGGACCACUUCAGGUGCGACGCUUGUGAUUCCCAGAAGAGAACUGCCGAGCACUGGCGAGUCGCCAUUCCGAGGACGUUCCAGUUCAAUAGGAUUGUGGCCGUGGACUCUUUCUUCGUCCCGUUUCUCUCCGAGGACCUGAUGCUGCGAGGUAUCGAGCAGAGCGUUGUGGCCACCCAUGAAGAUCUCGAUCUUCUGAUGCACAGUAUCGUGAGUUCGAAGAACAGGAGACGCGUCAGCAGCAAGUUCGGCACCGACGCGUGCAACAGGUACCAGACCAAGUGCGCCCCCGCGGGUCCCGGGACCGUUCCAGGGGCGAGAACGUGUUUCACCGUCCGAGGCCGCGAGUACGGACUCGGGGAUCCCAGGGCCUCCGUCAGGUGGCAGAAGCCGUUCGUUGGAAUCAGAGACUGGAUCUUGCUACGCGAGGACGGUUGGAGUGGAGACUGGCGCACAUUCUCUAACGGGAAUGCCGACGUGAUGGUGGGCCCCAGCUCACGUUCCGUCUCUCUUUCUUUGCUGGUGGGGAAGGGGCAGGAGGUUAGGUGGAAGGAUCUCGACGCUCAGGGCAGGAGAGCCUUCGAGGCCGCAGAUGCCAGUGAGUGGAAAGCCAUGUUGGAGACUAAAGCUGUCAUUGUGCAUCCCCCGGAUAUUG